CUUGACUGACAGUAUUUUAUCAACUCGGCAAUCUGCUAAAUGCACCGUAGAUAUGGUGUUUCGUUUUUCUCUCAUUAAAUAAAUACCUAUAAAGAUUUAGUAUAAUCACAGUUAUCGCAUUUAGCAUUAGUAUUAACCUAUGGUCCGGAGCAAGCAGUAAGCACAGAUUUACCCCCAGUUACGCUGUGAUAAUUGAGUGUCCAUUGGUGUUCUCGUCCGUCGUCUUCGAUAAAUCCUACCAACAAUGCUGGUGCUAGUGCUAGGCGAUCUGCACAUUCCGCAGCGAUGCAGCAGCUUGCCGGCCAAGUUUAAAAAGCUGCUGGUCCCGGGCAGAAUUCAUCAUAUACUUUGUACUGGCAAUCUGUGCAGUAAAGAAUCGUUCGACUAUCUGAGAACGCUGGCUAAUGAUGUGCACAUCGUUCGUGGUGAUUUCGACGAAAACAUGAACUAUCCCGAGCAGAAGGUUGUAACGGUAGGUCAAUUUCGUGUUGGUUUGACACACGGACACCAGGUCGUACCCUGGGGUGAUCCUGAAGCGUUGGCCCUCAUCCAGCGGCAGCUUGAUGUGGAUAUUUUGAUCUCUGGACAUACGCAUAAGUUCGAAGCGUAUGAACAUGAGAGUAAGUUCUACAUCAACCCCGGUUCGGCAACCGGAUCGUACUCGGCGCUCGAUUCUGCCGUGAUUCCGUCUUUCGUGCUGAUGGACAUUCAGAGCACCACCGUUGUGACGUACGUGUACCAGCUGGUUGGAGAUGAUGUUAAGGUGGAACGAAUUGAGUAUAAGAAGAAUUAAUACUAUCUAAAUGUAUAUACAUAUAAGAAUACCAAUGUUAUUGAAUUUUCCUAAUAAGUGAAGGAAUAAAAAUCGUGUAUCAUUCAUUA
This is a messenger RNA of Wyeomyia smithii (pitcher-plant mosquito), 882 nucleotides long. RefSeq names its product vacuolar protein sorting-associated protein 29 (gene Vps29). The transcript is spliced from 2 exons. The record is from RefSeq and is a predicted model, not a curated record. The coding region runs from base 245 to 793 and encodes 182 amino acids. Gene Ontology annotation, cellular component: endosome; retromer complex. NCBI's taxonomy places the organism in Eukaryota, Metazoa, Arthropoda, Insecta, Diptera, Culicidae. Gene Ontology annotation, biological process: retrograde transport, endosome to Golgi; intracellular protein transport.